AUGACUUUUUAAUUGCCUCAUAAUCUCUAAAAUAGAUCAGUUCAAAAAAUAGUAUAGGAAUUGAUGUAUGAUGAGUAUUUGGAUAGGGACAAUUUAUUGAGAAAUGCAUUCAUUUCAUCACCCUUGAAGAGUGGAAAGAAGAAGUUAUCUAUAUCCAAACAUAGAUACAAUCACUUUUUAUAAUAAUCUCCAACCCAAUUAUAUUCUCCAGGAUUACUAAGCAAUUAGCAAAGAGUAGUUGGAAGUAUUGCCCUACAAAAAAAAAAGAAUUCAGUCCCUCUGAAUGUAUCAGUAAAUCAAUUACUUGAAAACAAUGCUAGUCCUACGAACAACCCCAUAGUCAGGACAAGUAAAAGAAACAAGGAUCAAAAGCCAAAGGAACUCAGGGGACUGUCAAUUUCUGAUCACAUAACGAGAUAACGAUUUGUGUUUCCUCAGGUUUAGCGCUUAAGCUAAGUUAAGUAGUAAUAGUUUGCGUCUCCAAACUUUAAUUUUAAUGAUGAGGAUUUUGAAGGAUACAAAUUGAAAUCUGAAGAAAUGUCAUUAGAAAUUGAAGAGUAUGUCAGAAUGCAAAGACAUCAUAACAAUCCAACUUUAUUACCAAAUAUUUAUUCAAGAAAUUAAUGA
Messenger RNA from Paramecium octaurelia, 627 nucleotides. The record is from the annotation of a GenBank genome assembly. NCBI's taxonomy places the organism in Eukaryota, Ciliophora, Oligohymenophorea, Peniculida, Parameciidae.